GUACCACCAUGCGCUCAGAUCAGUCAGGCAGCCAGGACAGAUGAAAGGACCAGAACAACUGAGCUCUGUUGACUGCAAAGUGGCCAGAUUGUGGCUUGGUCCGAACUCCUCCUGACUCCAGCAAGAGCUUCGUUAAGAGAGGCCUUCAGGCUUUGAGCUUUGAAUACCAUCUGAUAUAUCAAAUAUCAUGAUUUUGGAAGGAGCUGGCAGAAUGAGUAUCAAUUCCAGCAGCAACCUACUCCACCAGCAGCCUUCCUGGACAGAUGGAUAUUCCACGUGCAAUGUGUCCAGCAGUUUCUAUGGAACCCAGUGGCACGAAAUACAUCCUCAGUACUGGACAAAGUUUCAGGUCUGGGAGUGGCUGCAGCAUCUCCUUGAUACCAACCAACUGGAUGCCAACUGCAUACCCUUCCAGGAGUUUGAUAUCAACGGGGAACAUCUGUGCAGCAUGAGUCUGCAGGAAUUCACUCAGGCAGCUGGGACAGCAGGGCAGUUGCUUUAUAGCAACCUUCAGCACCUAAAAUGGAACGGUCAGUGUGGAAGUGACAUGUACCAAUCUCAUAAUGUCAUUGUGAAGACAGAGCAAACAGAUCCAUCGUUAAUGGUCUCCUGGAAAGACGACAAUUACCUGUAUGACAGUGGCUAUGGUAGCACAGUAGAGCUAUUGGACAGCAAAACGUUCUGUCGUGCUCAGAUCUCCAUGACGACACCGAGUCACCAGCCUCCUGAUUCUUCAGAUGUGAAAAAAACACAAGAUCAUACCCCAAAGUCCCACACCAAGAAACACAACCCUCGAGGAACUCAUCUCUGGGAAUUUAUUCGAGAUAUUCUUCUUAACCCUGAGAAAUACCCAGGAUUAAUCAAGUGGGAGGACCGGUCAGAAGGUGUCUUCAGAUUUUUAAAAUCCGAAGCUGUGGCUCAGCUCUGGGGGAAGAAGAAGAACAACAGCAGCAUGACUUAUGAGAAGCUCAGCCGGGCUAUGAGAUACUAUUAUAAAAGAGAAAUCCUGGAGCGUGUGGAUGGUCGCAGAUUAGUAUAUAAAUUUGGAAAGAAUGCCCGUGGCUGGAGAGAAAAUGAGAAUUAAGGAUGUCAAGAAAUAACACUUAAAACACCUGGAUGUAAAUAUUCAAAGACUAUUUUCUUAUAUUUAUGUACCAAACUGGGGUGAAAAAACAAUUCUACUUCUGUCGGGAAGAAGGAACAUUAUCAUUGUUGGUGUUAAAAUUAUUUUAUUUGAAGUAUGUCCUGUAUGGGGAAAAAAUGUACACAGUUUUCUGUGAUAUAAGAUAACAUUAUAGAAUUAUGAUUAUUUUUCCCUUCUUGUGAAGUUUUCUUUUUUUUUUUUUUUUUUUGUUUUAAGUUCAUACAGGCAUAAUGUGAUUUAUGACAAUGCUGCGAGUCAUGCAAAGAAAGGGAAGGAGCAAAAUACUAGGGCAUUUAGGCAGUAUGAUAAUCCACUUUGGAAGGCAGCUGUAAAUGGAGAAACUGUAAAGCAUCUCUGAGCCAAGUAGUCUUCGUCCAUAACCAGCUGGUUUAUAGCUUUCAUUGGCCAAUAUCACUUGUUCCUUCCCUCCAAUUUCUGAAUGUUUCAACACUUUGCUGGCUUCCAGUUGCUUUUAUUAAUCCAGACAGUGGGUUCCCCUUCAGUUGUCUUGUCCCGGCCGUAAGAGCAGUAGCUCAGCAAGGUGGGUGUGAGCAUUUACUUGGAGAACCCAUACUACCUCCAUCACUGGAACCUUCUUUUGUAGGCAGAAGUUUAGGACUGGACCUUGCCUGGUACUGAGUUUCCUCCCUAACCUCGAAAGGGCAUUCAGCUCACACCAUGAAACGGGCUAUUUGUUUAUAACUGACUUUAACUAUAUUUGAAGUGGACUGCAGGAAGAGAGUCAAUCUCAGGGACCAAAAGCCAUUAGAGGAAGAUGACUGUUUUCUGACUGGGCAAA
Molecule: messenger RNA, 1943 nt
Organism: Meleagris gallopavo (turkey)
Lineage: Eukaryota; Metazoa; Chordata; Aves; Galliformes; Phasianidae
Source: RefSeq, a predicted model, not a curated record